Messenger RNA from Thermothielavioides terrestris NRRL 8126, 1805 nucleotides. RefSeq lists its product as uncharacterized. NCBI's taxonomy places the organism in Eukaryota, Fungi, Ascomycota, Sordariomycetes, Sordariales, Chaetomiaceae. The record is from RefSeq and is a predicted model, not a curated record. The coding region runs from base 451 to 1626 and encodes 391 amino acids. The transcript is spliced from 3 exons.
GAACCUGAAGGAGGCUACGCUCAGAUGUCCAUACUUGCGGAGUCUGCACACUACACUACCUAUGUGCACUGGAGGGUGCCGCGCGGGGUUUGAGAAUGUCAAGCACGAGAGGCUUGCCAGGUGUAGCUUCUUGCGUUUUUGAGACACUCUCAACGCCCAAGCAUCAUCGACUAGCGCGCGAUCUCCGAUUUCCUGUCUGUUUCUGGAACCCUCGCUUGUGGACUGUCUUACUGUCGAGCACGAGACGAAGCUCAAGAAGCCAAGGAUCCCCGCGCCAUGCCCUGCUGUGUAGAUCCCCCGGAGUAUAUCUCUGCAACCUUCGGAUCUGUCUGGGUGGACCCGGAUCGUCGUUGACGUUACGCUCGCCCCGGAUUUUGCGAGCCUUCAGCGCCCACUCCUACAAGCUUAGUUGAACACCCUAUCCAGAGAAUCCAAGGCUUGAGACCUGAGAUGUCGUCGUCUUCGCCGCCGGCAGCGCUGCCGCCCAACGCUUAUGACGACCGGAGGGCCACCGUCAUCGGGACGGUGGUAUUCUGUCUCUCAUGGGCAACGGCCAUGGUCGGCGCCCGGCUAUAUACCCGAGGCGUCGUCAUACAUCAGCUGGGCGUUGAUGACUAUUUGUGCGCCGUGGCUUUGCUUGUCACGUACGGUUCCGGCAUUGCCAUUGCCCAUAUGACCAAGUACGGCUUGGGAAGACAUGUGUACAUCAUGGAGCCAGCGAACGUCCCGCUGUAUUUGAGGGACUUCUACGUCUCCAUUGUGCUCUACUGCUCAUCCCUGCUCUUCAUCAAGAUGACCUUUCUCUUCCAGUACUAUCGCGUGCUGGCGGUGCAGCACAUGCGCAAAGUCUACAUUGGCUGCAUGGUCGUCGUGGGCGGCUGGGCGCUCUCUCAAGUCUUAGUCGGCAUCUUCACCUGCAACCCCGUGUCGGGCUUCUGGGACUCGUCCAUUCAGGCCAAGUGCAUCCCCGACAUUCCCCAGUGGUACAUCAACGCCGGCGGCAACAUCAUCACCGACGUGGUGGUGUUUACCCUGCCGCUGCCCGCCCUCUGGAAGCUGCAGCUCGCGCGGCCAUCCAGGAUCGUGCUGGUCGGCAUCUUCAGCCUCGGCUUCUUCACCGUCGUCAUCUCCAUCAUCCGCAUCCGCUACCUCAAGCUUUUCGAGGACUUCCCCUGGGAGAAUGUCGCAUCGUCCCUGUGGUCCAUUGGCGAGCUGACAUCGGCAUUGACAUGCGCCUGUCUGCCCACCCUGCGCCCGCUCGUGGUCCGCUUCGUCCCGGGCUUAGCCUCCCACGUCACCAGAGGGUACGCCCACACGGGGUCCGGCGGAGGCACGAAGAACAGGUAUCGGGCCAGCGCUGGGCCGUCAGCGCUGGAGUCAGGGCUAGGAGGGGCAAGGGGGCCCGGCGGCGGGAGGACGCGAACUGGCUCGAGCAGCGGCGUGGACGAUGGCUCACUGUCGAUGACAGGGGACGAAGUGGAAUUGACCCACACGGAGCUCAAGCAGCACAACCCGUUCGAGGUGCAUGUUGUUCGCGAGCUGCGCGUUGGAGUUGAGAAAGGAAGCGCAGCAAGUCGCGGCGACUUCGGUGUACACGGAUAUGUGGCCCCGGCUGGCCUAACCUGAGUGCAGCGAACAUUGUCUGGGUGUCCACUAAGGGGCUGGUUUGGGUACGCAUGACAGUCUAUCAGGUACUAUUCUCUGUGGCGAGAGUUGACCACUACGAUCUAUUCUUUUUGUUUAAUCUAUUCAAGGCUCCAAUCUAGUUCUCCUGUUUCCAAUUCCGUCCCAAUGGCAGCCCCAGC